Molecule: messenger RNA, 3243 nt
Organism: Xiphias gladius (swordfish)
Lineage: Eukaryota; Metazoa; Chordata; Actinopteri; Istiophoriformes; Xiphiidae
Gene: serinc2l
Product: serine incorporator 2, like
Exons: 10
Coding region: 72-1439 (455 amino acids)
Cellular component (GO): membrane
Source: RefSeq, a predicted model, not a curated record
CCGGGUAAUUAUUUACAGGAAAACUAAAGGCAGCGGUACACUACCAUUAAUUUCAGCCCUUUAAUGUCAAAAUGGGGGCUUGUCUGGCCUUGUGCUCUUUAGCCAGCUGUGCUUCCUGUCUGUGUGGCUCAGCACCAUGCCUUCUCUGUGGCUGCUGUCCCUCCUCCAAUAACUCCACCAUCACACGGCUGGUUUUCUCCUUCUUUUUGCUGCUGGGGACCAUGGUGUCUGUCAUUAUGAUCCUCCCUGGAAUGGAAACACAGCUCCGCAAAAUCCCAGGAUUUUGCCAAGGAGGAACUUCUAUACCUGGUAUUGAAAACAAGGCUAACUGUGAUGUCCUUGUGGGCUACAAAUCUGUGUACCGUAUGUGCUUCGCCAUGACCUGCUUCUUCUUUCUGUUUUCCGCCAUCAUGAUUCGUGUCCGUAGCAGCAAAGACCCACGUGCCGCUAUUCAAAAUGGGUUCUGGUUCUUUAAGUUUCUGAUCCUGGUUGGGAUAACAGUGGGAGCUUUUUUCAUCCCUGACGGAACAUUUCAUACUGUGUGGUUUUACUUUGGAGUGGUGGGAUCCUUCAUCUUCAUUAUCAUCCAACUUAUUCUCCUCAUUGACUUUGCCCACUCCUGGAACAAGGUGUGGGUUGAAAAUGCUGAAAGUAGUGACAACAAAUGCUGGUUUGCAGGCCUGCUGUCUUUCACUUUCCUCUACUACGCCCUGGCUAUCACUGCUGUGGUGCUUUUCUACAUUUACUACACACAGCCUGAUGACUGCACAGAGCACAAGGUCUUCAUCAGCCUCAACCUUAUCUUCUGCGUCAUCAUCUCAAUUGUCUCCAUCCUACCCAAGAUACAGGAAGCUCAGCCACACUCCGGUUUGCUCCAGGCUUCACUCAUCUCCCUCUACACUAUGUAUGUCACUUGGUCUGCAAUGACCAACAAUCCAAAUCGGAAGUGUAACCCCAGCCUAUUAAGUCUAGUGUCGAAUGCCAGCACCACUGAACCAUCUGGUGACAGCACUCCAGGACAAGUACAGUGGUGGGAUGCUCAGGGCAUUGUUGGUUUGGUCAUCUUUCUCUUCUGCACUCUCUAUGCUAGUAUCCGUUCGUCCAGUAACACCCAGGUAAAUAAGUUAAUGCAGACAGAGGAGGGUGGAGGGUCAGGUGGAGAAGGUGUGGUAGGAGAGGAUGGUGUAUGCAGAGCCUUGGACAAUGAGGAAGAGGGAGUCACCUACAGCUACUCCUUUUUCCACUUCCACCUCUGUCUGGCCUCUCUGUACAUCAUGAUGACUCUCACCAACUGGUACCAACCAGACAUCACCACCCAGGCCAUGCAGAGCAGUAUGCCAGCUGUGUGGGUGAAGAUGAGCUCCAGCUGGCUUGGCCUUGGGCUCUACCUCUGGACCCUCAUCGCCCCUCUCAUCUUCCCUGACAGGGACUUCAGCUAAGCAUGCCUUGUCUUUUGGCUGUAUUUGGGGUUUUUUUUGUUUUUGACCUUUUUUGCCUUGCCUACUUUAUUAAGCAGUGUGAAGAAUGUUAUUAAGGAAAUAGGAAGGAUAUUAUAAAGAAAAUACUUAAAAUUUCUUUUUAAUCCUUUUUCAAGUAAUUGCUUGUGCUGUUAUGUUUCUAUUGUUUUACUCCUUUCAGUAUAUUUAUUGAGUGUUAUAAUCACUACAUAUGUAUGAAAAUGUAAGUGGAUUUUUUUAGUUAGCCUGUUGGGUGACGGUUUUAUACACAAGAAGUUAUUUUCUUUGCCAGUGACCCACCUUGAUAGGCUACUUCUUUCCUUCUGCCUGAUGUGGUAUGAUUGAAUGAGCUCCAUUAUAUUUUUGCUGAAUUUCAGUUACUGGACUUUCACGAAGACUCAGCAACAAGGCACUUUCUCAAUACCUCAGACAUUUCAGUAACAGAUUCCCUUCUAAAGGCCUGUGAGAUCAGACUUCUCUGAUUGGCCAGGUCCGGAGUCCCCCGAUUAUCUGGACUCUUAAAAGUGCUAGGGAAACCAGGGCAUCCCUCCUUAGGAGCCCCAGAGUGAGAUGAGUGUGAGAGCUAGAUAAGGCUAAUAUGACACACCCCACAGAUCAUAACGGCACUUCCCCUUUGCUGCGAGGCUGUAUGCAAAUCAAUGUUGUUGCACCUUGAACCACAGAGUCCUAAUAGACAACCAGUUUCAUAUCAGCUCUUCCUCACCUUAUUCAGCCUAAGGUAAUUUAUCUUCGGUGCUAUGCCUUUCCAUGUCUGACUUGUUGGCCUUGUACAGCCACGGACAACAAUCUGUACCUGUAUAGCAGUCUGUUUGCAGCAGGGAGACAUGUAUUGAUCCAUAGCAGUCAGCAUCAUGCAAUGUGCAAUGUGCAGUGGUACUGUUCAGGAGGUGAUGGCAUGAACUCCAAGCUACCUGUGCUCUCACAAAUACCAUUAUUCCCAGACUGUUGCAGAGCACGUUACUGAGUUCAGAGGAAGGGGAUUUUUAAGUGUUGCAGUAUACAAGAUAUUAACAAAGCAUUUCAGAAAUGAUAAAUUACUGUUAAAUGGUAUUGACUAUGUUGAUGGUUGUAAUUGUGGUACAGUGAUUUUAUGCAUUAUAUAGUAGUUACCUCAAUUUCAACAUGAAUGGAAUGAGUUAAAAUAAGCUCAGUAUAUUUUGUACUUGUGAAAAAAGGAUUUUGUUACAAUCCUGAAAAUGUUAUCCUUUGUCUAUGUUAUGUUCUUUUCCAACACUUCAACACCCACACACACGAAUCAGAUUACCCUGUUUCUCUGGCUGCAUGUGAAUAUUGUGAAUGGAGGUUUUGAAAGUUUUUUUAUUAUUAUUAUUAUUAUUAUUAUUAAUUUUGUUUAUCUAACAUGUCAAAUGCUGGUUACGUUUUACCAUUAUCGCCAUAAUAAGGAGAUUAUUUAGGCAGAUUUGCCAGUGGUCAAUCAUAACGUAAUAUUAAAAAAAAAACUAUUAAGUGCCUUUUUGUAGUCCUGGGUUUCAAAAAAGGUUUAUCACUAAUGCUGACGUGUGUUUAUUAUGCCUUGCCUUACACUGUGGUGGGCAGUCAUUGCAUACCAUAAGGCAUAGGCCUAUGACAUGAAUAAAUAUUGUAAUUAAUGUAUAAACAUUGUUUUUAAUGAAGAUGGAAAACUUUCACUCAUUCUUUGUCUUGAUGGAGCUUCAAUGGAAGCUUUACAGUUGUGUUCCAUGAAGAAUGUCUAAUAGAUGAAGAUGGAGUGUAAAACCUACAAAAUAAUUUAAUAAAAGUGAGA